Molecule: messenger RNA, 1591 nt
Organism: Arabidopsis arenosa
Lineage: Eukaryota; Viridiplantae; Streptophyta; Magnoliopsida; Brassicales; Brassicaceae
Source: the annotation of a GenBank genome assembly
UCUGGCUUCGCCAGACGUUAAUGGCGGAUAGAGGAGCUCUUCUGUUACCGCGAGCUUCUAUCUUUCUUAGUUUCUCAAACCUCCAUGUCUGGCGAUUCCAAAACCCUAGAUCUUAUCCUCCCUCUCGUUCUCAUCUCCUCUGUUUCUCUUCCUCACGCUCUAGAGUAGCUUCGGCGGAGAUAAUUCAGCUGAAUCGCCGGAGAUUCAGCUAUAUAAUAUGCGCCGCCGCGGAUGACGGUAGGGGAUACCGUUUGACGGAAAGGAGUAAAAGGGGGAGGAAACGGCGGGAGCUUUGGGAAGAACUCUUUGAAGAUAAUGUUGAAGACGACGAUGACGAAGUUGGUGGUGGUGGUAGUGGUGGUAAUUUUGACCUGUGGAAGAUUUUAGGGGAAAUUGUUGAUAAUGUCUGGAUUUUAAAGGCAUUCAGAUCGUAUGGAUAUCUCCUGCCGUUCAUCAUCUUAUCGCUUUUCUUCAGCACCGGACCCAAAGCCUUCCUCGUGUCACUAUCCGUAGCCAUCGUGCCAUCAUUGUUGUUUUACGCAUUCCAGAAGUUGAUUGGUUGGGAUAAACGCAGAAAAACAUCGAUUGCAAAUCAAUUCGGGAUAGAGGAAGAAGAAGAAGUUGAGGAGAGAAAAAGUAGCAGGAUUCGAUACAACCCAUCAACCGUUAGAAACAAUGUCAAUGGCCGCGGAGUUAACCGUAGUUCAGCUGGAAUAGCUUCUAAGUUUGGUGGGUGGGACGAGUUAGACGUGCUCGGUACCAUUCCCGAACAGCGAACAAGCGAACCGAAGAAGAAACCACCUUCUUGUUCGAUUUCCAUGGCGAAUUUAACGACGAACGCUAAAUCUCGUCUCAGAGGCGUUGUAUUCGAUAUGGACGGAACCCUAACUGUACCGGUCAUCGAUUUCGCCGCAAUGUAUAGAGCUGUUCUUGGUGAAGAUGCUUACAAGCGAAUCAAAGCAGAGAGUCCUAGUGGGAUUGAUAUUCUGCACCAUAUCGAGUCGUGGAGUCCUGAGAAACAGCAGAAAGCGUAUGAAAUCAUUGCCGAUUAUGAGAAGCAGGGAAUAGAUAAGCUUCAAAUCAUGCCUGGUGCUGCUGAACUAUGUGGCUUUCUUGAUUCCAAGAAGAUAAAGAGAGGGCUAAUUACACGCAAUGUUCAGAAGGCAAUCGACAUCUUCCACCAACGUUUUGAGGUUAUCUUUUCACCAGCACUAGGUAGAGAGUUUCGUCCAUAUAAACCAAACCCAGACCCGCUGUUGCAUAUAUGUUCUACAUGGGACAUCCAACCUAAUGAAGUUAUGAUGGUUGGUGACAGCUUAAAAGAUGAUAUAGCAUGUGGGAAACGAGCUGGAGCCUUCACUUGCUUGCUAGAUGAAACCGGAAGGUAUGGACCAGACGAUUUUUCUGUUUCUGGUCUGCAACCUGAUUUUAAGGUUGAUUCCUUGUCCAAAAUUCAGAACCUAUUGGAGACGAAUUUCGACCUGAACCCAUAGUUUUUCCAAGUUCCUCAUCAUCUAGUUUCAGUGACCAAAAAUAGUUUCCUACUGAACACAGUAUCUGUUCAGGAUAGCCAUAAAUGUCAAACCACAUA